Molecule: messenger RNA, 1375 nt
Organism: Engraulis encrasicolus (European anchovy)
Lineage: Eukaryota; Metazoa; Chordata; Actinopteri; Clupeiformes; Engraulidae
Gene: zswim7
Product: zinc finger, SWIM-type containing 7
Exons: 5
Coding region: 269-691 (140 amino acids)
Biological process (GO): double-strand break repair via homologous recombination
Cellular component (GO): Shu complex
Molecular function (GO): zinc ion binding
Source: RefSeq, a predicted model, not a curated record
GUUGUCAAACUGGGCGAGGGAAAUCUCAACAUCUGUGAAGUAGCCUAAAAGUGUGUCCACACAGCUCUUUUAGGUCUUCCCUAAACAAUCUGUGGUGCGUCUUCCUUCAAUGCAAUAUUCGGUGACUUUUGCGAUCGGAGAAGGGCUAAAGCUGUUCAAUGCAGGUUUCAAGACGAGUUGAAUCCUGUCAACUAUAAAGUCAACGAAAAAGCCUGCAACAAUAAUAACGUUCCCUAACGUCAGCUAACAACAACAGUCACCGCUUAUCAUGUCGUCAAUUCUUCCUUGCGUGGCAGAACAAUUGCUAAAGGACAUUCAAAAAAGUUACAAGGAAGGUUCUGAGCUGCCGGACGAUUUGCUUAUUGCGUUGCAAUAUGUGUUUGGCUCGAGUGCCAUCCAGGCUCUGGACCUUGUGGACCGUCGCAGUGUGACCUGUGUGUCAUCUCCCAGUGGGAGGAGAUUAUUUCGGGUGUUAGGGGGAUCAGGUAAGCUGUACACCUGUUUCACCUCGUGCCACUACUGCCCGUGUCCUGCCUUCUCCAUGGCCGUGUUAAAGAGGAGCAGUGGUCUGCUGUGUAAGCACAUCCUGGCGGUGUACCUGUGUCAGGCCAUGGGGCUGUCUCAGCAGGAGCAGGUCUCCGAUCAGGACAUGUCCCGCAUCCUGGCAGGCCAGGCACUCUCGGAGUCUUAGAGGAAUGACUCCAGAACAGAAUACUAACAGCAGACUGGCCUGCCGACAGGUGGGGACAAACGGGUCAGUUAUCCCAGGCCCAGGAAGGGAGGCUCAUUGUCUGUAUUGAGAAGGGGGCCCUCUCAGAAGAUUUUGUCCCAUGCUCAGUCAAAGUGGUCAGUACCAGCAGGUGCACCUAAAUACCAUUGACAGAGAUGUUGAAUUAGAAUCAGAUACUGAGUGAUGAAUUUCAGUUAUGAAUUCAUUUGGUUUUUCGUUUGCAUGAACACAGCUUGAGGUUUUACUUGGAAGCUUCAAAUAACCUGUGAUUUGCAUACUUUGUAUUUGUGUGUGGAUGUGGAUACAAAAAGACGAAGAAUGCAUGAAUAUCGAAUGCUGUAUGUUUGAAGUAUGCAUUUUCUGAAUUACAUAGUCAACACUAUGUUCGACCUGUUUUUAAGUGUUUCAUUAUACACCAUCAAACUUUUUCCUGUGUAGAUGUAUCAAGUAUUUGGCAUUUUACCGUGUUCAAACUUGCAUUGUGCAGAUGAUCACUGUUACCUGUCCUAUCUUGCACUUUAUGUCAGUCUGUAAAAUGACAGUCUUGCACAGUAUAUGCCUAUGUCCUGGCAUGGUAUAGAGUGAAAACGUAAUUUCAUUUUCCUUGUAUGACAGAAAGUGACAAUAAAAGCUGACUUGACUUGA